This is a messenger RNA of Diprion similis, 1032 nucleotides long. RefSeq names its product transcription initiation factor IIA subunit 2 (gene TfIIA-S). Gene Ontology annotation, cellular component: transcription factor TFIIA complex. The record is from RefSeq and is a predicted model, not a curated record. Gene Ontology annotation, molecular function: TBP-class protein binding; RNA polymerase II general transcription initiation factor activity. NCBI's taxonomy places the organism in Eukaryota, Metazoa, Arthropoda, Insecta, Hymenoptera, Diprionidae. The transcript has 4 exons. Bases 113 to 451 code for a protein of 112 amino acids. Gene Ontology annotation, biological process: transcription initiation at RNA polymerase II promoter; RNA polymerase II preinitiation complex assembly.
UCUUACGUCAUCGGCACUCGAUGUAGUGUGAAUUAUUUUUCACCGAGUCCAAGUGUUGUUGUCAAAAGCAGCGGUAAACACUUAGCUGUAAUUACCUCGAUAGUAGGUUAAAAUGUCGUAUCAGUUGUACAGGAAUACGACGUUGGGUAAUACGCUUCAAGAAAGUUUGGAUGAAUUGAUUCAGUAUGGCCAAAUUACACCGCAACUAGCGAUCAAAGUGCUCCUACAAUUCGACAAGGCGAUUAAUCAGGCUCUCGCUACGAGGGUCAAGUCGCGGCUCACUUUCAAGGCCGGCAAAUUAAACACAUAUAGGUUUUGCGACAAUGUGUGGACUUUCAUGCUAAACGAUGUCGAGUUUCGAGAAGUGCAGGAGGUAGCAAUCGUUGACAAAGUUAAAAUUGUUGCAUGUGAUGGGAAAACUGUUGAUGCGGACGUGCCUACCAAGCGAUAACAGAUGAGUAAUCUGUAGAGGGACUGAUAUUUUUAAUUAUAGUUUAGGAAAUGUUUUUUGUUCUUUUUUUAAUUCUCAACCGUUUAUUGAACAACACUAACUUUCCCCUUACUAUUGUGUUUAUUCAAGUUAGCUACUAUAAGCCGGUAAAUUUGAGACAGGCACAAAAAAAAUAUAUCAACCAUGUAGAACGAAUGAUGUUCAAGUGAAAUAAUGUAGUUUUAAUACAGCCAGAUACAAGCAAUUAAUCACAGCUUCACUGUACUUAAUAUGGAUGAAACUUUCUAAAGAUGAGAAUAUUACGAGUGGUACUCAUUUGCUGUCUGUGGCAGGCUGUGAUUAUUGCAAAUUCCGUUGUAUCGUUUACUCACACACAUAUGUAUCAAGAAUAUAAAACUUGCUCCUUUGAACUCUAUAGUUUUUUACAUGAUGAUAAUAAUAAUUCGUAACUAGCCAGUUAUAAAGGCUGUGUAGCAGUAUGGGAUAGAGACCAAAAAUUAAUAUUGAUAAUAGCUAAUAUGCAAUAUUUUGUUAAAAUAGGUAAAGAAUAAAUAAAAAUAAAACAAAUAUAUUAAGUUACA